Messenger RNA from Carlito syrichta (Philippine tarsier), 2467 nucleotides. It is a transcript of the gene LRIT3, whose product is annotated as leucine rich repeat, Ig-like and transmembrane domains 3. Gene Ontology annotation, molecular function: protein binding. Lineage: Eukaryota; Metazoa; Chordata; Mammalia; Primates; Tarsiidae. The record is from RefSeq and is a predicted model, not a curated record. The transcript has 4 exons. The coding region runs from base 1 to 2061 and encodes 686 amino acids.
AUGCGGCUCUUUGCAUGUCUGUGCGUUGUGCUCAGCUUUUUGGAAGGAGUGGGCUGCUCGUGUCCUUCACAGUGCUCCUGCGAUUAUCACGGCAGAAACGACGGCUUGGGAUCAAGGUUGGUGCUAUGUAAUGACAUGGAUAUGAAUGAGGUCCCUAUGAACCUCCCUGUGGACAUUAUGAAGCUUCGCAUAGAGAAGACUGUCAUCCGCAGAAUCCCCGCAGAGGCCUUCUACUACCUGGUGGAGCUCCAGUACCUCUGGGUGACUUACAAUUCCGUGACCAGUGUUGACCCCAACAGCUUUUACAACCUCAAGCAGCUGCAUGAGUUGCGCCUGGAUGGAAAUUCUCUGGCUGCCUUCCCUUGGGCAUCUCUGAGGGACAUGCCCCUUCUGAGGACCCUGGGUUUGCACAAUAACAGAAUAACCAGUGUGCCAAAUGAGGCAGUCAAAUAUCUGAAGAACCUUGCCUACUUAGAUUUAUCAAGCAACAGGCUAACCACAUUGCCACCAGAUUUCCUGGAGAGCUGGUCUCACUUGGUCACUGCACCUUCUGGAAGCUUGGACCUUUCACCAAGCAGAAUUAUUCUGGGUCUACAGGACAACCCUUGGUUCUGUGACUGUCAUAUUUCCAAAAUUAUCGAGUUGUCAAAGGUUGUUGACCCUGCUAUUGUGCUUCUAGAUCCACUGAUGGUUUGUAGUGAACCUGAGCGCCUCACGGGAAUUUUGUUUCAGCGGGCUGAGUUGGAGCAGUGUCUGAAGCCAUCAGUGAUGACCUCAGCAACAAAAAUCAUGUCUGCUUUGGGCAGUAAUGUUCUGCUGCGGUGCGAUGCCACUGGCUACCCCACCCCACAGCUCACGUGGACCAGGUCUGACAGCUCACCAGUCAAUUAUACAGUAAUACAGGAAUCUCCAGGGGAAGGAGUCAGAUGGUCCAUCAUAAGCUUGACAGGCAUUUCUUACAAAGAUGCUGGGGAUUACAAAUGUAAGGCCAAGAAUUUGGCUGGGACGUCAGAAGCUGUGGUUACUGUAACGGUGCUUGGCGUUGUCACAACCACAGUAGCAUCAGAUACUGCUGAAGGAACUGGAGAGCAUCCUGAGCAGGAGGUCCAGCCAGGAUCUCGAAGAUCAACAUCUGACCUGGGUGCAUCGACCUCUCUCUGGUCCUCUUCCUCUUCUUCUUCUUCCCUGUCAUCGGCAUCUUCUACUUCUUUUUCUACUUCUCCUGUGUCUCUGCCCUCCACUGCUUCCUUCUCUUUAUCUCCUGUCCUCUCCUCCACUGUUUCUUCAACCACAACUAGCACUAGCAUUUCCGCAAGCACAACUGUGGCCAGCAGGCGAUCACUCCACCUCCACCCAGAUGGGAAAAGAAAUGCAAAAGCAGCGAUGAGUAGUGGAAGCAAGCUUCCCCCAGCCAGUGCAAGUAAGAGAGAAGAGUUGGCAUCAUUGGAUCAAACAAUGCCUAUGGAGACCAAUGUCAUGAUAGAAAACCUCAGGGUGGUCAGCGAGACUAAGGAGAGUGUGACUUUGACGUGGGACACCAUCAACGCCCCGCACAACGCUGCAGUGACUGUGUUAUAUUCUAAGUAUGGUGGGAAGGACUUGCUGCUGCUGAAUGCCAAUGCCAGCAAGAACCAAGUCACCCUAGAUAGCUUGGAGCCCGGUGGGCAAUACAUGGCAUGUGUCUGUCCAAAAGGAGUGCCUCCCCAGAAAGACCAAUGUAUCACCUUUUCUACUGAAAGAGUCGAAGAAGAUGAUCCUCAAUGGUCUCUCCUCAUCGUGGUGACUAGUGCUGCCUGUGUUAUUGUCUUGCCAUUAAUUUGUUUCUUGUUGUACAAGGUUUGCAAACUGCAAUGUAAGCCAGAACCUUUCUGGGAAGAUGAUUUGGCAAAAGAAACUUAUAUCCAAUUUGAAACCCUGUCUCCCAGGUCUCAAAGUGUAGGGGACCUCUGGACACGAAGGCACAGGGAUGAUUCGGAAAAACUGCUGCUUUGUUCUAGGUCAAGUGUAGAAUCUCAGAUGACUUGUAAAAAUGGCCGUUCCAGACCAGAGUAUUCUUGCUAAGAUUUUGCAGCUCAGGUGCAUGUGGGCUACAAAGUUAGGAUCUAAGGGUAUAAUGAACCUUCUGUUUGGAUGACUUUUGGACAGACUCACAUCUUAUGUGAAAACAGCAAAUGGAAUGCUUUUAAGUAUGUAAAAAAAAAAUGAGACUUCUGAACUAAAAAGACAAUUUUGAUUUUUGUUAUGUGGAAAAUGACCAUAGAAAUCAUUGUAGGGUGGUGCUUAAUACAUUAAUACAAUUUUUAGGAUAAUGUUUUCAUCUUUAAAAAUGAGUUCAUGUGAAAAUAGCAAAAUCUAGAUUUUAAAAAGUUGGUUUUUUGAGCAGUGAGAAGCAUUAGUAUAACCAGCUAAGCCUUGAUGCUCAUUCACGUUCAAAGUGCAUAAUGGCAUUUGCUGUGGACAUUUGCUG